Molecule: messenger RNA, 3726 nt
Organism: Haliotis rufescens (red abalone)
Lineage: Eukaryota; Metazoa; Mollusca; Gastropoda; Lepetellida; Haliotidae
Exons: 5
Coding region: 178-612 (144 amino acids)
Molecular function (GO): actin binding
Source: RefSeq, a predicted model, not a curated record
AAGCUCCUUCCCAGCGCGUGACACUUUCGUUACACCCCGGUAUGGUAUAGAGAGCUCCGCAAACGGGCUAUCGCUGUGAGGAGCUUGAGCUAACUUCUGAAUCAACACUCUCACAUCGUUUCUUCAUAUAUGGUCAUGGCGGAGUCAACCAGGUGAAGUCCUGAAUCUAGUGACGCCAUGGCAUCUGAGACGAGCCCCGUGCCAACUUGGGACGCCUUCGUCAAGAGUAACCUCCUGAGUGCUGGCAUAGUGAGUGGAGUAUGUCUCUCAGCCCAACAUGGAGUGCCCAUCUACACGCACGGGGACCUGGACGCUCUGGAACAGGCCGAUCUUCAGCAGUUUCUGCCCGUGUUUCGCUCUCCAUCUAGCCAGCACACAGAGGGCAUCCUCGAGGCCGGGUUCACGAUCUCAACAAGGGGUGGGAAGACAAUGGAGUUUAAAGUGUACCAGAAGACUUACUGCAGUGUCUAUGCCACCUCACCGGGGAAUACAGAGGGCCUGAUCAUCAGCAACCUUCCUCACGGCGUUCUGCUGUGUACGUACAGACACCCUGUCCAGCCUGGGAUUGCCAUCAAACAUGUAGAACAGUUCUGUGAUCUACUCAGAGCCUAGACGGCCAUCAAGCAUGUGGAACAGUUCUGUGAUCUACUCAGAGCCUAGAUUGCCAUCAAGCAUGUGGAACAGUUCUGUGAUCUACUCAGAGCCUAGAUUGCCAUCAAACAUGUAGAACAGUUCUGUGAUCUACUCAGAGCCUAGACGGCCAUCAAGCAUGUGGAACAGUUCUGUGAUCUACUCAGAGCUUAGACGGCCAUCAAGCAUGUGGAACAGUUCUGUGAUUUACUCAGAGCCUAGAUUGCCAUCGAACAUGUAGAACAGUUCUGUGAUCUACUCAGAGCCUAGACGGCCAUCAAGCAUGUGGAACAGUUCUGUGAUCUACUCAGAGCCUAGACGGCAAUCAAGCAUGUGGAACAGUUCUGUGAUUUACUCAGAGCCUAGAUUGCCAUCGAACAUGUAGAACGGUUCUGUGAUCUACUCAGAGCCUACAUUGCCAUCAAAUAUGUGGAACAGUUCUGUGAUCUACUCAGACCCUAGACGGCCAUCAUGCAUGUGGAACAGUUCUGUGAUUUACUCAGAGCCUAGAUUGCCAUCGAACAUGUAGAACAGUUCUGUGAUCUACUCACAGCUUAGACGGCCAUCAAGCAUGUGGAACAGUUCUGUGAUUUACUCAGAGCCUAGAUUGCCAUCGAACAUGUGGAACAGUUCUGUGAUCUACUCAGACCCUAGACGGCCAUCAAGCAUGUGGAACAGUUCUGUGAUCUACUCAGAGCUUAGAUUGCCAUCGAACAUGUGGAACAGUUCUGUGAUCUACUCAGAGCCUAGAUUGCCAUCAAACAUGUAGAACAGUUCUGUGAUCUGCUCAGAGUCUAGAUUGCCAUCAAACAUGUAGAACAGUUCUGUGAUCUACUCAGAGCCUAGAUUGCCAUCAAACAUGUGGAACAGUUCUGUGAUCUACUCAGUGCCUAGAUGGCCAUCAAAGAUGUGGAACAGUUCUGUGAUCUCUCCUCAGAGCCUAGAUGGCCAUCAAACACGUGGAACAGUUCUGUGAUCUGCUCAGAGCCUAGAUUGCCAUCAAACAUGUGGAACCAUUCUGUGAUCUGCUCAGAGCCUAGAUGGCCAUUAAAGAUGUGGAACAGUUCUGUGAUCUGCUCAGAGCCUAGAUGGUCAUCAAAGAUGUGGAACAGUUCUGUGAUCUGCUCAGAGCCUAGAUUGUCAUCAAAGAUGUGGAACAGUUCUGUGAUCUACUCAGAGCCUAGAUUGCCAUCGAACAUGUGGAAAAGUUCUGUGAUCUGCUCAGAGUCUAGAUUGCCAUUAAAGAUGUGGAACAGUUCUGUGAUCUACUCAGAGCCUAGAUGGCCAUCAAAGAUGUGGAACAGUUCUGUGAUCUCCUCAGAGCCUAGAUGGCCAUCAAACAUGUGGAACAGUUCUGUGAUCUGCUCAGAGCCUAGAUUGCCGUCAAAGAUGUGGAACCAUUCUGUGAUCUGUUCAGAGCCUAGAUGGCCAUCAAAGAUGUGGAACAGUUCUGUGAUCUGCUCAGAGCCUAGAUUGCCGUCAAACAUGUGGAACAGUUCUGUGAUCUGCUCAGAGCCUAGAUUGUCAUCAAACAUGUGGAACAGUUCUGUGAUCUGCUCAGAGCCUAGAUUGCCAUCAAACAUGUGGAACAGUUCUGUGAUCUGCUCAGAGCCUAGAUUGUCAUCAAAGAUGUGGAACAGUUCUGUGAUUUGCUCAGAGCCUAGAUUGCCAUCAAACAUGUAGAACAGUUCUGUGAUCUGCUCAGAGCCUAGAUUUUCAUCAAAGAUGUGGAACAGUUCUGUGAUCUGCUCAGAGCCUAAAUGGCCAUCAAAGAUGUCAACAUGUGGAGAGGUUUUCGGACAUGCUCAUCAAACAUGUAAAAAUGUCCCUUCUCUGGAUGAAAUAUGUGUAAAAAGUGUGUAUGUUAGUAUGUAGAAAGAAGAGUUCUGCAGCAUUUGACUGCAGCUUUCUUGGUAUGCCUGUUUGAGCCUCGGGACAUUGGUUUGAGGAUGGAACAGAACUCUUGCCCAGUGUUGUCAUGCUUCGUGUUGUCAUGCUUCGUGUUGUCAUGCUUCGUGUGUACUUUUACAAUAAAUAACUCAGAGUCUUGUUUCAUUAAAAAACAAAAUUUUACUAUGCCAAGGCAAUGCAUGAGAAGUAUGAAACAGGAAUAUAGUAUCAAAUGCAUCAUUACACAAAAUUAACAUAGAUAUAAAUACUUAUAUUAUAUCAUUUGAAAACACAAAGUUGCAAUAAAAUAACUUUAAAAUCAAUGAACAAAGCAGUAAAAUGCCAGUGACAAAGAUACAGAAAAUUCAACAAUUAAUGUUUAAAAAUGAAAGCCUAAGACAUUGAAUAGAGGAAUGCUUAAUAGAGGUGACAGACAUGAUUCAGCGUAAGUGAUUUGAAUGAUUGUAUAAACCGCUGUCUAGUUCAACACUGAUACCAACGAUGCCUCUCUUAUACUCUGUACAUUGUGCAUUUUUUAAAAGCAGCAACCGUGCAUACAUAUCUACAUACCUAUUUCAUAUAGUACACAAAACACAGUAAUCCGAGUCAUUAGGUAAUUGGAUUGAACCAAGUCACAUGUCGAAUGAUAUACUAACUAAAAUCAGAAAUGUGCUCAUUAGGAUAUUCUUCACGCUUCAUCAUUGGGACAUUGGUCUUAUAAUACACCAGUUCAUCAUUGGGAUCUUAUUCUUAUUAAUACACUAGUUCAUAACGAUAUAAUUUUUAUAUUAAUACACUAGUACAUUAGGAUAUAAUUCUUAUUAAUACACUCGUUCAUUAGGAUAUUAUUCUUAUUAAUACACUCGUUCAUUAGGAUAUUAUUCUUAUUAAUACACAAGUUUAUCAGAUGUAUCAAUAAUGGUGAUAGUGAACAGGCAGAGGGAGCCAAUCUCAUCGAUUACUGCAUAUCUGGUGCACACUUCACACAUACAUUAAUUUGUUUCACUAGUUAAAAGUUUCUCACACAAAGUCUGCACUGCAUAGAACUGUGUUCAACCGUGUCGUCAUACUCUCUAGGAGUGAAAUAUCUUCAUACAUGAAAUACUGUGUUCUAAGUUUCAUCAAAUGAGACCUACAUUACCAUGUUCACAUUUACUACUCCUUUCACCAAUGUACAGUUUCUUAAACAAAUAAAGGUGAACAUUU